Cololabis saira (Pacific saury) is the source of this 1414-nucleotide messenger RNA. RefSeq names its product isopentenyl-diphosphate delta isomerase 1 (gene idi1). The transcript has 7 exons. Lineage: Eukaryota; Metazoa; Chordata; Actinopteri; Beloniformes; Belonidae. Bases 121 to 1011 code for a protein of 296 amino acids. Gene Ontology annotation, biological process: isoprenoid biosynthetic process; isopentenyl diphosphate biosynthetic process. Gene Ontology annotation, cellular component: cytoplasm. Gene Ontology annotation, molecular function: isopentenyl-diphosphate delta-isomerase activity. The record is from RefSeq and is a predicted model, not a curated record.
CGUCAAGGGCAGAGAACGACGGCUCGACCACGAGACUGAGCUCGGAAAUAUCGCAGAAAACGCGAUUAUUUAACAGACGAGCGUGGAACACGUGGUUCCAGACAGUCCAGCAGUCGGACCAUGGGCCCAGCCGUGUGGGCGGGGCUCCGGGCGGGGCUCCGCGCGGUACACCCGGGGGCCGCCGCGGUGAGCAAAUCAAACGCGACUGUCCUGUGCAGAGCAGCGUUGCAGAGGAAGAGGCCCGUUCCCCCAGCUCUUAUCCCCUGCUGCAGAGCUCUGUCCAGAGAGGCCGGACAGCUGCAGUCCUCAGCCAGGAUGCCAGAGGUCACCGCAGAGGUCACCACCGAUAACCUGGACGAGAAGCAGGUGCAGCUGCUGUCAGAGAUGUGUAUCGUCAUCGACGAAAACGACCGGAAGAUCGGCGGGGACACCAAGAAAAACUGCCACCUGAACUCCAACAUAGAUAAAGGUCUCCUGCACAGAGCUUUCAGUGUUUUCCUUUUCAACAGCGAGGAGAAGUUGCUCUUACAACAGAGAUCCGAUGCCAAAAUCACCUUCCCAGGUUGUUUCACAAACACGUGCUGCAGCCACCCUUUGAACACAGACAGCGAGCUGGAGGAGAGUAGUGCCUUAGGAGUGAGGAAGGCCGCUCAACGGAGACUCAAAGCUGAACUGGGAAUCCCUCUGGAGCAGGUGACUCCAGAAGAAAUGACGUAUCUAACUCGAAUCCACUACAAGGCCCAGUCGAACGGCAUUUGGGGAGAGCAUGAGAUCGAUUACAUACUCUUCAUGCAGAAGGAUGUGGAGCUGAGUCCAGAUCCCAAUGAGAUCAAAUACCACUGCUAUGUGAGCAAGGAGGAGUUGAAGGUGAUGCUGGAGAAAGCCAAGCGCAAGGAGCUGGAGAUCACUCCCUGGUUCAGCCUCAUUGCAGAGACCUUCCUCUUCAAGUGGUGGGACAACCUGCACAACCUCAAGGAGUUCAUGGACCACAACAAGAUCCAUCGCAUGUAACGACACAAGAGUUUAACGAUUGCCUGGUACACAAGCCAGCCCAGCCGACACUUGUGCCCGCGGCGUCGAUGCCCGCGGCUCUCAUGUCUCAAAAGAGCGGGCAGGAAGUACGUUAGUCUUGUUUAACGUCGACGGGUAAGACGGUUUACAGGUUUUAGCACUCUAGCGCUUAUAUCACUGCAGUAGUGCUGGUAGACUGACUCAUGAGCUGCACUGUUUCGAGAAGAUUUCUUAUAUUCAGAUUUAUGUAGAACAGUUCCGGCUCCUCAAAUAAGCUUAUUUUUAUACGGAGAGAGUUGCUGAUGAAGGGUCAGUGAAUUGCUCUGUACAAUGUUAACGGUGAUCUCAGAGAACAAGCUGUGUCUUUGUACCUUUGUACACAAUAAAAUGUUUACUAGGGGGA